CGGUAGUAGUUACUACCCUUCCGAUUGCGAGAGAGAGAGAGAGAGAGAGAGCUGUCAAUAUACGGUAGUAGUUACUACCCUUCCGAUUGCACACCGUACAUCUGACUUGGUGAACAUCCUCACGAAUCAGAGACACAAAAGUGGAGCGAUCCCUCUGUCCGUGACCUGAACCGAGCCCAGGCCAUGGACGAACAGGCAGGGCCCGGCGUUUUCUUCAACAACAACUCUAUCUUAGCGGGCGGUGGGAAGGGACUGCUGCCGGAGGGGGACGCAGGGGAGGCGGCCAGGUCUCCGUACAGUAUCCCGGGGAUCCUACACUUCCUGCAACACGAAUGGGCCCGCUUCGAAGUGGAGAAGGCACAAUGGGAGGUGCAACGCGCCGAAUUGCAGGCCCAGAUAGCGUUCCUGCAGGGCGAGAGGAACGGCCAGGAGAACCUGAAGAAGGAUCUGGUGAGGAGGAUUAAGAUGCUGGAGUACGCCCUCAGACAGGACAGGGCCAAGUACCACAAGUUAAGAUAUGGAACAGAGUUGAACCAAGGAGACAUGAAACCUCCCAGCUAUGACUCUGAUGAGGUGAUUGAGAAUGAGACUCCUGGGUCCUUGAACAACCAGCUGUCCUGGAAACAAGGCCGUCAGCUCCUCAGACAGUAUCUUCAGGAGGUAGGCUACACAGACACCAUCCUGGAUGUGAAGUCUCGAAGGGUGCAAGCCCUGCUGGGUCUGGCUGGAGAUGGAGGGGGGAGACCUGGGGAGAGGACAGCCAACGAGCCCCCUCUGGUCAACGGAACAGACACCUCACCUAAAGGCACGGGCACCAGAGGAGGGAAGACAGAGCAGUCUGAGUCCAGUGCUGUGCUGGAGGCCUUCAGGUUCAUAGAAAGCACUGCAGCUGACUACAGUGAUGAAGACGAUGUUGAAGACAGUGCAGGGAAUGACAGGACUAUCAUGGAACAGACAGAACCUGCUGGGACGAUUGUGAGGAAGAAGCCAUCAUCAUCCUCGUCAUCAUCAUCAUCACCCUCCCUGUCCCCCAGUAUGGACACUAGUGAGGACCCCGACACUGAGGAAGCACUGAAGGGCUUUGACUUCCUGUCUGGUCCAGAUGAUAUGGACACAUCAUCUGAGUCCCGCAGCGCAGGGAACGGGGCGGACUGGGAGGAAGAGGAGCAGACUGCCAUGUCAGAGGCCUGGGACGUGGACCCGGGUCUGAUAACCAAACUCAAAGAGGAGUACAGGAAGGAGCGCAAGGGGAAGAGACCUAACCGGUCUAAGCUCCAGGACAUGUUAGCCAACCUGAGGGACCAGGAGGACAUGAGUCCCAGAGAACCCUCCUCUACCUCCCAGGCCCACUCCAACGCACCCAGGCUCAAUGAACAGCACCAGGACAACCGCACUGAUGAAGUGGAGGCCUUGACGUUCCCUCCUUCCUCUGGGAAGUCCUUUAUCAUGGGUCCUGAUGAGAACAUGGAGGCUGAGAUGGGACUGGGGGAGCUGGCUGGACUCAGCAUAGCUAAUGAGGCUGAUAGUCUGACCUACGAUAUCUCCAACAACCAGGAUGCCCUGAGGAGGACCUGGAACCCUAAGUUCACCCUGCGGAGCCACUUUGACGGGAUCCGAGGUCUGGCGUUCCACCCCGUAGAACCGAUUCUAGUCACCGCCUCAGAGGACCACACGCUGAAGAUGUGGAACCUGCAGAAGACUGCCCCCACCAAGAAGAGUGCCUCUCUUGACGUGGAACCCAUCUACACGUUCAGGGCCCACCAGGGUGCAGUGCUGUGUGUAGUGAUGAGCAGUACAGGAGAGCAAUGUUUCAGUGGAGGGGUGGACGGGACCAUUCAGAGCUGGAACACCCCUAACCCUAACGUAGACCCAUAUGACUCAUACGAGCCGUCUGUCCUGCGGGGGGCGCUGUGUGGUCAUACUGACUCAGUGUGGGGUCUGGUCUACAGUAGUGUUCAUCAGAGACUCCUGUCUUGCUCUGGAGACGGCACCGUCAGGCUGUGGGACGCCUCCAAUACCAAGCCUGCCCUGGCCACCUUCCACCAUAAAGAGUUCGGCGUGCCCUCGUCAGUGGACCUGGUCUGCAGUGAGCCCGCCCACAUGGUGACAUCAUUCACCAGCGGUCACAUUGGCCUCUUCAACAUGGAGACACAGCAACUGGUGCUCAGCCUGGAGUCCACUGCAGAGACGGGUACCCCCUGUCAGAUCAACAGGGUGCUGAGCCACCCCACCCUCCCCAUCACCAUCACCGCUGAGGAGGACAAACACAUAAAGUUCUUCGACAACAACACAGGGAAGCUGAUCCACUCGAUGGUGGCCCACCUGGAGGCAGUUACCAGUCUAGCUGUCGACCCCAACGGGCUCUAUCUGAUGUCUGGCAGUCAUGACUGUUCUAUUCGUCUGUGGAACCUGGAGACUAAGACGUGUAUCCAGGAGUUUACAGCUCACAGGAAGAAGAAUGAUGAGUCUAUCCAUGACGUGGCCUUCCACCCCUCUAAGGCUUACAUCGCCUCCGCCGGGGCAGACGCUCUUGCCAAGGUGUUCGUAUGACGAGGACCUAUCACAGUCCGCUGACACAGCCUCCCAGUUCCAGGGACCAAUAGAUGUAUGCGUGUGGGGUGCUACGCAGACCUCACCUCACACAUAAUCCCUCUCGCGCUACUGGUUCCCUGUUUUGACUGGUGGAUGGUGCAGCCAAUGGCCUCUACUAAGCCCCAGACUAGGCCCGCCUCCAGAGGUUGGCUGGGAGGUAUGUUAGGAGAACUGCUAUUGGGCACAAGGCUUCCUCCUCCCUCUACGAUCCAGGCAGGCCCCUGGGUGUGACCGGCCACAGAGCCCCUCCUCUUUCUCCAACCUGCAUCCAAUGAACACCCACACAGACUGUCUACAGACUACAGACUGACACUAUGGUUCAGACUAAUCUUAUGGUCUGUCUUCCAUUCACAACUGGCGAGGUGGUUGAAGACAUUCUGACUGGUGUUUUAUAGUGUAGAGGUGGAGUACCCCCACCCCAUGUCAUCAUGCCCAUUAACCAGAACCCCACGCCUCCCAUUUCCCAAAUCUCUAGGUCCAGGCUUCUCCCCUUCAGACCAGGGUAGACUGUCUGCUCCCUG
Messenger RNA from Coregonus clupeaformis (lake whitefish), 3113 nucleotides. Its product is annotated as striatin. NCBI's taxonomy places the organism in Eukaryota, Metazoa, Chordata, Actinopteri, Salmoniformes, Salmonidae. Bases 184 to 2550 code for a protein of 788 amino acids. The record is from RefSeq and is a predicted model, not a curated record. Gene Ontology annotation, molecular function: armadillo repeat domain binding; protein-containing complex binding; protein phosphatase 2A binding. Gene Ontology annotation, cellular component: dendrite. The transcript has 17 exons.